Molecule: messenger RNA, 600 nt
Organism: Salvia splendens (bonfire salvia)
Lineage: Eukaryota; Viridiplantae; Streptophyta; Magnoliopsida; Lamiales; Lamiaceae
Product: protein EARLY FLOWERING 4-like
Exons: 1
Coding region: 80-391 (103 amino acids)
Biological process (GO): positive regulation of circadian rhythm; entrainment of circadian clock
Cellular component (GO): nucleus
Source: RefSeq, a predicted model, not a curated record
AAACCGCCCCACUGUGACUCCGGGAAUUGAAAUGCCUAUAAACUCAAAUCCUCCCUUUUAACUAAAAUCAAAUCUUAGCAUGGACGAAACCAACCGCAACCUAUCCCCUAAAUCCACCGCCACCGAUCCCGCCGUUUGGGCGGCCUUCUCCCAGAACUUCCGGCAGGUGCAGUCGGUGCUCGACCGCAACCGCCUCCUCAUCCAGCAGGUCAACGACAACCACCAGUCCAAACUCCACGAUAAUCUCGUCCAGAACGUCUCUCUCAUUCAGGAAAUCAACGGUAACAUUUCCAAGGUCGUCUCCAUGUAUUCCGAUCUCUCCUCCAAUUUCUCCACCGUCUGCCACAAGCACCACGCCGCCAACAACACGAACUCCUCCGACAAGCGCUGAUUCUCUCUACUCGACUUCACCAAUUCAAUCAAUAACUAUAUUCUACUUUCCAUUUUUUGUUUGUGUUUCGCUUCUAAUCUGGUGUGCACUACAUGUUUCCAGUAAAAUUCCUAAUUGCUCUUCACUCUUUGUAAUUUAUGUACUACACCUUUUGUCUACAAAAUAUUCAUACGAAUUUAAAUACAAUCGCUCCACUAUACAAUUUGGCA